Molecule: messenger RNA, 817 nt
Organism: Odobenus rosmarus divergens (Pacific walrus)
Lineage: Eukaryota; Metazoa; Chordata; Mammalia; Carnivora; Odobenidae
Gene: MOB3C
Product: MOB kinase activator 3C
Exons: 3
Coding region: 1-651 (216 amino acids)
Biological process (GO): signal transduction; positive regulation of protein phosphorylation
Cellular component (GO): cytoplasm; nucleus
Molecular function (GO): protein kinase activator activity
Source: RefSeq, a predicted model, not a curated record
AUGGCGCUGUGCCUGAAGCAGGUGUUCGCCAAGGACAAGACGUUCCGGCCUCGGAAGCGCUUCGAGCCAGGCACACAGCGCUUCGAGCUGUAUAAGAAGGCGCAAGCAUCGCUCAAGUCCGGCCUGGACCUGCGCAGCGUGGUGAGGCUGCCGCCGGGGGAGAACAUCGACGACUGGAUUGCCGUGCACGUCGUGGACUUCUUCAAUCGCAUCAACCUCAUCUACGGCACCAUGGCCGAGCGCUGCAGCGAAACCAGCUGCCCGGUCAUGGCGGGCGGGCCCCGCUAUGAGUACCGCUGGCAGGAUGAGCGCCGGUACCGGCGGCCCGCCAAGCUCUCGGCGCCGCGCUACAUGGCUUUGCUCAUGGACUGGAUUGAGGGCCUCAUCAAUGACGAGGAUGUCUUUCCCACUCGUGUUGGAGUUCCCUUCCCCAAGAACUUCCAGCAGGUCUGCACCAAGAUCCUGACUCGCCUCUUCCGGGUCUUCGUCCAUGUCUACAUCCACCACUUCGACAGCAUCCUCAGCAUGGGGGCUGAAGCACAUGUCAACACCUGCUACAAACACUUCUACUACUUCAUCCGUGAGUUCAGCCUGGUGGACCAGCGGGAGCUGGAGCCGCUGAGGGAGAUGACAGAGCGGAUCUGUCACUGAGCCCAAGCCUGGAGUUGUUGCCUGUCAGAUGGACCAUCUGAACACAGAGUGGCUGGGGAGAAGACCCUCAGGAAUCUGGUGGCAGAGGAACCUAAAGUCCCUGGGACCCCUCCACACACACAAAGCCCCUGGACUUGUAGUUCUCAAGAGUCUGCCCACGUGCCCC